AUGCCACGCGUCGUCUUCCCUUUUUUUCUCUUCACACCGACUCCAUCUACCUAUCGGCCGGAGGUGAUUCCUAUCGCAAACGCUUUCAAUCUCGAUCAAUUCCUAGAUCUUUCACUUUCCGAUCUCAAGAUGGUGUCUGAUGCGAGCAAGAAGAAGGCGCUCCAGAAGAAGGCAGCAGCGGCUGCCAAGAGAGGAGGUAAAGCAGCAGCCGCCGCUACUUCGGCUAAGGCGGCGGCUGUUGGUACGAUGAACGGAAGUUCUAGUACCGAUAACUUGUCGAAUGGGAUGGGGUCUCUUGUGAUAUCUGACCGGACUUGUACCGGCGUUCUUUGUUCUCAUCCGCUGUCUAGGGAUAUUCGGAUAGAGUCUCUGUCACUUACUUUUCAUGGACACGAUCUUAUUGUUGACACUGAACUGGAGCUUAACUAUGGGAGACGUUAUGGUUUACUUGGUUUAAACGGAUGUGGUAAAUCCACACUUCUAACAUCAAUUGGAAUGAGAGAACUUCCAAUCCCUGAACACAUGGACAUCUUCCAUCUCACCAGAGAAAUCGAAGCAUCUGACAUGUCAUCACUUGAAGCUGUCAUGAAUUGUGAUGAAGAAAGGCUCAAAUUGGAAGCAGAAGUUGAACGCUUAGCUGCUCAGGAUGCUGGUGGAGGUGAUGCUCUUGAUCGUAUCUAUGAACGAUUAGAUGCCAUGGAUGCAUCAACUGCAGAGAAACGUGCAGCCGAGAUCUUAAAUGGUCUUGGAUUUGAUAAACAAAUGCAAGCAAAGAAAACAAGAGACUUUUCUGGUGGAUGGAGGAUGCGUAUUGCUUUGGCUCGUGCUUUGUUUAUGAACCCCACAAUCUUGUUACUUGAUGAGCCCACUAAUCAUCUUGAUCUCGAAGCGUGUGUGUGGUUAGAAGAAACCCUAAAAAACUUCGAGCGAAUCCUCGUAGUUGUCUCCCACUCCCAAGAUUUCCUAAACGGAGUAUGCACGAACAUCAUCCACAUGCAAAGCAAGAAACUCAAAAUCUACACGGGAAACUUCGACCAAUACAUCCAAACGCGAUCUGAACUCGAAGAAAACCAAAUGAAACAAUACAAAUGGGAACAAGACCAAAUCGCCAACAUGAAAGAAUACAUCGCGCGAUUCGGUCACGGGUCCGCCAAACUCGCCCGCCAAGCCCAAUCCAAAGAAAAAACCCUCGCGAAAAUGGAACGCGGUGGCCUCACCGAAAAAGUCGCGCGCGACAAAGUCCUCGUCUUCCGCUUCGUCGACGUCGGUAAACUCCCGCCGCCCGUCCUCCAAUUCGUCGAAGUCUCCUUCGGUUACACCCCGGAGAAUCUCAUCUACAAAUGUCUCGACUUCGGUGUUGACCUCGAUUCCCGUGUCGCGUUGGUGGGCCCCAACGGAGCGGGGAAAAGUACUUUGCUAAAGCUUAUGACGGGGGAGCUUGUUCCUCUCGAUGGCAUGGUGAGACGACACAAUCAUUUGAGAAUCGCGCAGUAUCAUCAACAUUUGGCGGAGAAGUUGGAUUUGGAGAUGUCGGCGUUGUUGUAUAUGAUGAGGGAGUAUCCGGGGAACGAAGAGGAGAAGAUGCGCGCGAGUAUCGGGCGGUUUGGGCUGACCGGGAAAGCGCAAGUGAUGCCGAUGAAGAAUUUGUCGGACGGGCAGAAGAGUCGGGUGAUAUUCGCGUGGUUGGCGUUUCGGCAACCGCAGAUGCUUUUGCUUGAUGAGCCGACAAAUCAUUUGGAUAUUGAAACGAUUGAUAGUUUGGCUGAGGCGUUGAAUGAGUGGGAUGGAGGGAUGGUGUUGGUGAGUCAUGACUUUAGGUUGAUUAAUCAGGUGGCGCAUGAGAUUUGGGUGUGUGAGAAUCAGGCUGUGACACGUUGGGAAGGGGAUAUUAUGGGGUUCAAGGAGCAUUUGAGGACUAAGGCUGGGUUAUCAGGUUAAUGAGUGAGUUGCUAUAUUUUGUAUGCACCGAUGUUUGAGCUCGUGAGGCUUGUAUUUUGGAUAUGGCUGCAUGGGCUGUUUGUCGAUUUAUAAAGCUGAAAAGAGUUGUGGGAGAGGGUUAUUUUAGGGGCUGGCUUUUGUUGAGCACUUAUCGGUUAUCAAUGUCUCUCUCUCCUUUUGAGGCAUCUUGUUUUUAAUCUUAGAUUUCUUUCUUGCACUAUAUUUUUGAUUUUACUUUAAUGAACGUAAACAUGGUUUUAUUUAUGAUUGCUACAAUUUUUAUUGAAGAGUGUAAUGACUUGAUUCUAAGUAAGUAUUUGGAUUUCUGUAUUAUUGAUAUAUUUGUGCAUCAACUUGGUUAAGAGGG
Lactuca saligna is the source of this 2305-nucleotide messenger RNA. Lineage: Eukaryota; Viridiplantae; Streptophyta; Magnoliopsida; Asterales; Asteraceae. The record is from the annotation of a GenBank genome assembly.